Messenger RNA from Triplophysa rosa, 1710 nucleotides. RefSeq names its product lysophosphatidic acid receptor 2b (gene lpar2b). Gene Ontology annotation, cellular component: membrane. The transcript is spliced from 6 exons. Bases 292 to 1434 code for a protein of 380 amino acids. Gene Ontology annotation, molecular function: lysophosphatidic acid receptor activity. NCBI's taxonomy places the organism in Eukaryota, Metazoa, Chordata, Actinopteri, Cypriniformes, Nemacheilidae. Gene Ontology annotation, biological process: G protein-coupled receptor signaling pathway. The record is from RefSeq and is a predicted model, not a curated record.
GCAGCAGGAGCGCCUCACAGGUGAAUGCGCGCACACGAGCCGGAGGAGCAAGUACUCGCACGGUGCGGUCGAACACGAACCGAACAGCGGCGUGAGAUGAUCAGAUUGAGAUCGGAUCCAGAUCGAGUUCGGCGGGAAUAGACCGGACUGACAUCACACUGACUAGGUGAACAUUCACAGCUCUGUGUCUUCAUGCAUAAAUGACAUCAACAAUCUGAAGACCCCACCGCUUGAUUUCCAGCUGUCAGAUCAUUUUGGUCCGACCGGUCAUCUGUCGCACUGGACAUCCAGAUGGUUGCGAUGGCCACUCUUAAAGACGGCAUUUGCUAUGGCAAUAGGAAUGUGGCAUUUUUCUACGAACAAAGCGAAAAGAAUAUCAGCACUACCUGGGGGAAAACCGAAAUUGCGGUGGUCUCUCUCGGACUGUUUGUCUGUUGCAUCGUGAUCUUCGCCAACAUCCUGGUCAUGCUGGCCAUUUUCAUGAACCGCAGGUUCCAUUACCCCAUUUAUUACCUGCUGGGAAACCUUGCGGCGGCGGACAUGUUCGCCGGCAUAUCCUACAUGCAUCUGAUGUUCCACACCGGGCCCUGGACCAGCAAACUGAGCACGUAUCAGUGGUUUCUGCGUCAGGGUUUAAUAGACACCAGUCUGACCGCGUCUGUCAUCAAUCUGAUGGCCAUAGCUCUGGAGAGACAUCAGACCAUCUUCACCAUGCAGCUGCACAGUAAAAUGACCAACCACAGAGUCGUGCUGCUCAUCGCCGGCAUCUGGCUCAUCGCCAUAGUGAUGGGCUUGAUCCCUACUAUGGGAUGGAACUGUGUGUGUAAAAUCUCCAAAUGUUCCACCAUGGCGCCGCUCUACAGCCGCCAUUACCUGAUUUUCUGGACCUUACUGAACCUCUUUGCGUUUACGGUCAUGGUGGCCGUCUACACUCGAAUCUUCGUCUACGUGCGGCGAAAAACCCAGCGGAUGAGCAAGCACACCUCGCAGGUCAAACACAAGGAGACGGUGGUUAACCUCAUGAAAACUGUCAUCAUGAUUCUGGGUUGCUUCGUGAUCUGUUGGACCCCUGGUCUGGUGCUUCUCUUGCUGGACGGCCUGGAUCUCACAACUUCCGUUCUGAAGUAUGAGAAGUUCUUUCUGGUGCUGGCGGAGUGCAACUCCUUCAUGAAUCCCAUCAUCUACUCGUACCGGGACAAGGACAUGCGGAACACCUUCAAGCGGAUCCUCUGCUUCCCGUGUGUGCGGCACGACCAGACGGGGGAGCACUCGGGCGUUCGCUUCAACACCCUCGAGCAAGAGCGGAGACAGCGUGUGCUGCAGGAGUCUUUGGUCGCUCGUAGGGCGUGUGACGGUGACCCCGGUGAACAGGUGAAUGGAGGCCAGGUCAUGCUUAAAGACGCUGAGAACAUUCUGGAGUCCACAGACAGCUGAGAGGAACGGCCUGAGCUCAUCAUAUUUCUAUCAGGAUCUUUUUUAAUGGAAGAGAUUUUUUUGGGACUCCGUUUGGUUCAGUUGACUGUUAACGUAGUGAGCGUCCUGAAUGAAGCUGGCUCACGUGACACAAACAAGUGUUGGUUUUUAUUAGCAUCGUGUAGAGACCGUGUCUGUUCUGACUGUGAAUGCAUUGACUGUAAAUAUUUAUCGUUUUAUCUGGGAUGUUUUUAUGAAUCUGCACUGUAGCUUCUGAUUAAACAGAAACUGAAAGAU